AAUUUCUCUCUCUCUCACGGUGAGGUUUUUCUCUCUAAAUCCACAAAGCCAUUUCUCUCUCUCUCACAGUGAGGUUUCUCUCUCUAAAUCCAUAAAGCCAUUUCUCUCUCUAAAGCCGUAACUGUGCAGUCUGGAGUUCCAUUAGAAGGAAUCAAAAGCGUACUCUCUUUCCUUAGCACCCUUGUGGUUCAAAUUGUGGUUCCCUUUCUUUCCCCAACAGUUGUUAUUACCUUCUUCCAAGUUGUUGCCUGCACCUUGUGGUUCCCUUAGCACCCUUGUGGUUCCAAUUUUUGUUGCCUCUUCCCCUCGAGAAAUUAUAUAAUAUAGCUGUGGUUCCCUUAGCACGGUUGUAUUGAGUUUCCCCUUAGCACAGUUAUUGUUGCCUUCGGAUUUAUUUUGUUUGCUCCCUAUUGAGUUCUGGCGCAAUACACAGUUGGGUCUUGUUGCCAUGGGUGCUUCCCCUUGAGUUCUGGCACAACACACAGUUGUGCUCUUCCCCUUGUUGCCUUUGGAUACUUGAGUUCUGGAGCAAUACACAGUUGGAUCUUGUUGCCUUCUUCCCCUUGUUGCCUUGGGUGCUGCCCUUUGAGUUCUGGCGCAAUACACUGUCGUGUUCUUCGCCUUGUUGCGUGCGGAUUUAUUGUUUAACUGCGGAUUCCCGCAAUACACAUUUUUCCAAAUUUCUCUUCUGGUAUGAUAAAUUACCUCAGAGAACGAAAUAAAGUGCAUAAUAACUCAAACAACUUGUCUCAGACCUAUUGACUGCAAAUAUUUCAAAGCUGAUAGACUUAAGGGUGUACUCACUUCCCUUCAAUUUGGAAUUUGCGGUCGCAAUUUUUCCAAUUAGGAAUUUGCAUUCGCGCAAUUAUUCCAAUUAGAAGGAAUCAAGGGUGUGCUCUCUUCCCUUCUUUCUAAGCCUUGCCAAACUGCCUUUCUUCCUUCAGUUUGGAAUUUGCAUUCUCACACUUCCAAUUCGAAGGAAUCAAGGGUUACUCUCUUCCCUUCUGCCUUAACCCUGCCAAACUGCCUCCAGAUGGCCAAAGGUUUCAUGGAUAAUUUGCCUCGAUGGCUUCGGUGGGACAUAAUUCUGUCUAUUAUUGCCGUCGUAGCUGAGGCCAUAUCAGCAGCAUUUGAGGAGACCUCUCCACAUAAGGUGAAUGCUGCAAAAUAUGGAGUGAUUAUGGCUAUUGUGUCUGUCCUUCUAAGCUUUACGGAUCUUGCCUACAAGAACUAUAUGCUUCUACGAGACGAAACUAGAAGGCCAGAUGAUAAGCAUCAUUACCAUUAUAAGUUACAGUGGGAGUUUGCAGAUUCUUUUGGCUUGAUAUGUUCUUUAUUAACUCUCAUCUCUUCCUGUCUCCAUUAUAACUUCUUGAGCAAUGGCAAGAAACAGCCAAUACAGUUUUCGAUGAUACCUCUGGCAUUCUCCGUGUGUGUGUUCUGCUCAAGAGUUUUUCGACAAACCAGCCAUAAACCUACUUUUAUCUUGAAGUGCAAAUACUUGGGUCCCAUGAAUCUACAUAUAGAAUCUGAUGGAAGCGGACGUACGCAAUUUGGCUGCCCUAUGUGCCAGAGAGAACAGAUGGAUCCACAAGGCGUUUACUCUAAUUUUCCUCGGAAUUUCUGUGUGUAGCUAACAACUUUCCUUGUGUUGUUGUAUUUGGUCAAUGUUUUUUAGUUUUUAGUUUGUAUUUGGUCAGUUAAACGAUAGCAAAGCACGAUUGGGUGGUUGUUUGUUCUUUGAAAGUUCUGUCUUGUAUUCACAUUUUCACUUGGUUCGAUACUCCAGGAUUCCCAAUUGUAUUGAUGGCUAGUAAUUUUUACAGGUGUGUUUUGGUUUA
Hevea brasiliensis (rubber tree) is the source of this 1841-nucleotide messenger RNA. RefSeq lists its product as uncharacterized. Bases 1034 to 1633 code for a protein of 199 amino acids. The transcript has 2 exons. The record is from RefSeq and is a predicted model, not a curated record. NCBI's taxonomy places the organism in Eukaryota, Viridiplantae, Streptophyta, Magnoliopsida, Malpighiales, Euphorbiaceae.